Messenger RNA from Uranotaenia lowii, 2015 nucleotides. RefSeq names its product retinol dehydrogenase 12. Lineage: Eukaryota; Metazoa; Arthropoda; Insecta; Diptera; Culicidae. The record is from RefSeq and is a predicted model, not a curated record. The coding region runs from base 669 to 1688 and encodes 339 amino acids. The transcript has 5 exons.
UUGCAUGUCGUUCAUGAAUGAAUCGUUAGUUUGAGGUCGAUGUUCUAUGUGAUAUCAUCGGUGGCUGCAUUCGAAAGUUAGAUUUUGGUAGUUUCGGACGACAUUUUUGUAACGGUUUGAUCAUCAAUAAUUGAUCAUUUCAAGCAUUAAUGGGAAUUGGUGGGAAUAGUGUUAAGAAAAAAAAAAUACAAAUCGCAUUGAAAAAAGCGAAUGUGAAUGCAGUGGAUUUGUGACAGAUCAGAAUGUUGAGAUCAGAUUAUUAUAUCUAAAGAAAGCAAAAAUCGCUUUCGGAGUGAUAACAUAAAUAUUUGUCUGCAACAGACAAGAUUUGAGUUCACCAAGCUAAGCCGCGAGAUAUCCUUGUCGUGUGUUUUCCCUAGUGAACGAAAGAAUCAACCAGUUGGUGGUGAAAUCAUGUUCAACAAAUAGUGUUAGCUGGUUCUGUCGAGAAGUAAAAUACACAAAAAAACCUAUUCUCUUCACAAUACAAACAUCACCGCAAAAAGUGUUCGGGAUUCUGCUUCCGUUUCCGCACUUCAGUCGUCGAAGCUGGCAAAAGAUAGUGCGAGAUUGUGUUCGCUUUUCCCAUCCACCCGGAGAGCUUACAGUUAGCGCGCGGUUGAAGCCAUCAACUUUUCCACCAUCCUUGUAUUACUAGCGAAGCGUGAAUGGAUCAGAUUAAAGCAGCGGUGGCGGAAGCUGAUCCGUUCAGCAGCUGGUGGCCAUUCGUUAUUUCCGGUAUCGUGUUUCUGGUGUCGACAAUCAGAAUGUACAUGGGCGGCCAAACUUGCCCCAAUUCGAACGUUAUCCGGGACCUGGUGGUUGUAGUCACGGGAGCGGACGGGGGCAUCGGCAAGGAACUGUGCAAGGAGCUGGUCCGCCGAUCGGCGCACGUAAUCAUGGCAUGUCGGGAUGUGGAAAAAGGUGAACAGGUUCGACAAUCAAUCAUCCGGGAGCUUCCGGGAGCAUCGCUGGAGCUGCUUCCGCUGGAUCUACGGUCGUUCGAUUGUGUCCGCCGGUUUGUGCGGGAGGUCGAAUCCCGGCAUCGGCAGGUGGACGUACUCAUCAACAACGCGGGCAUCAUUUUUCAUCCGGAAGAACGCACCGUCGAUGGGUUCGAGUCGCAUUUGCAGUGCAAUUAUUUAGGGCAUUUUUUGCUAACUCAGCUACUGCUGCCAUCGCUGGAACGGUCCACCCAAGGGCGGGUAAUUAAUGUGUCCGCUCCCGGUUACACCGCCGGCAAGAUGACCAUCGAAGACCCGCUCAACAUUGGAAGCUGGGCACCAGGCUUUCACGCCCGGGACGCUUUCUCCCACUCGAAGCUGGCCGUGGUGAUGGCCAGCCGGGUCUUGGCCAACAAACUACGAAAGGCAAAAUCCAAAGUCACGGUCAAUUCCUGCAGUCCGGGAUUGGUUCGGGGAACGAAUCACCUGCGCCAUUCGCCUCUCAUGAGGGCACUUUUCGCCCGUGCCGUGACCUACCCGUGGAUGUGGCUGUUCAUGAAGAGUACUUCCCAGGGCUGCCAGACGAUGGUCCGAUUGGCCACGGAUCCGGCAUUAGCGCAAUCCAGCGGGGAAUUUUUCAACGAUUGUGAGCCGGUGGAAUUGUCCGAACUGGCAAGGGACGACCGUUUGGGAGAAAAAUUGUACCAGGAAACGAUGAAAGCGCUCAAGUUGGAUUCGCAGUAAGGAUUUUCUUUCAUAAUAAUCGGAAGUACGAAAAUGAUGUCUUAUUUUAUACAUUACGGUAAGGUUCCUUGCUGCUUGCAGCAGUUGUUCUCGAAGUCGAGUAUAUUGUGAGUUAUAUUGAGCCCGAGUCAGAAUAUUUUAAGUGCUUUUGGAAAUAAUUUGAGUUUUAUAAACCCGGUUUUAUGAGUCUUGCAAAUGAUGGUCCAUGAUAAGAAGGCUCAAUUGCUUGAACCUUAACACAAAGAAGUUGUUUCUGAAUUUAUAUUUGUGUUAUUUUGAUAAAUAAUAAUAAAAUAAGCAUAAUAAAACUGUCUCAAAAUAACUUGA